UAACAUGUUUAGUAUUACUGUUGCCCGGUGCUGGACGUGCCACGGCCUCAAUAUGUGUUUGCACACCCAGCAAUGAAGCAACACCAGUGUACAGAAAAUCAAAUUCGUUGUCCGAAAUAGUUGGUCAUAUCAGAACAAACACGUGUUUGCAUGGCGAAUUAGUAAAGGGAAAAGAUUGGCGGUUGUUGUUAGGCAAUUUGGACUAUUAUAUCAAAAUACAGAAACUGAUAGAUUGCCCAAAUGACCGAGUAGAAAUCGAACCAAUCAUAAUACGGAUGCCGAAGAGAACCAAGGCAUACCACAGCAUUGACCAAAAGCGUUUUUUACUCGACAGUCUCAAUCAAGCGCAGUGUAACUUUGAUGUAAACUCGUUUUGCUCUUGGCGUAACGUGCACGGUUUCGAUGACUUUGAUUGGGUUUUGUAUCGAUCAUCAACACCCACGGACGAAACGGGGCCAGACUUCGAUCAUACAACACGCAAUUCCUCUGGAUCGUACAUAUUCACAGAGUCAAGUGCUCCGCGAAAUUUGUUCGAUACAGCUUGGAUUCAAAGUCCUACGAUAGAGUUGACUUCAGAACCCGUGCAUUGCUUCCGGUUCUGGUACCACAUGUAUGGAUCUUCGAUAGGUCGACUUAACGUUUACCAAGUAACCAACGGUGGGUUACCUGGCAAGCUGGUUUGGUCUCUUUCUGGCGACCAAGGUAACUCGUGGAAAGAAGGACAAGUGCCACUCAAUUCUCAUCAAAGUUAUUCGAUUCUCCUUAGUGGGAUAAUAGGCAAUGGCUAUCAAGGUGACAUUGCUGUAGAUGACAUCAAUGUGUCGGUUGGUUAUUGCAACGUCAAACCAUCCAACGCCUCAAGGACUGAUGUCACAAACACAACGUCCAUAACAGAUAUAACAACUACGACAAUAAGUCACAAGACAACACCAACACCACCAUCCUGGUCCGAAUGGCAGAGUGUGAUCGCGUGUUCCACAACAUGUGGCUCUGGGUUUGAAGAACGAAAGCGAAAUUGCUCCUCUGGAAAAAACAACGACUGCCCCGGAUCUUAUUUCGAAGUCGUCGUUUGCAACAAUCGGUCCUGUGACGUUGACGGCAUUUGGACACAAUGGUCUGAAACAUGUUCGGUCACCUGUGGGGGUGGUCUCUCAAUCCGAACAAGGGCGUGUUUCUACCCGGACCCAGAUCGCAUGGGAAAGCCUUGUUCCGGGGGUAACGCGGAAACAAAUGUCUGCAACACCAAUGUCUGCCCAGUUGACGGUAUUUGGGCCACGUGGACGGCGUGGGGCGACUGCUCAAAGUCGUGCGAUAAAGGUAGCCAAACACGCGCCCGGGCGUGCGCAUUUUUACCUAAUGCAACCCACGGUCUGAACUGUUCAGGGGAUUCCAAGGAAACUCGACCAUGUCAGAUAGCUGUGUGUCCAGCUGAUGGUUCCUGGGCGGACUGGUCAGACUGGUCCCAAUGCACCAAGACGUGUGGUUCCGAGGGAAGUGUGUUCCGUGCCAGAUCAUGUGUGUUUGACUCCGAUCGACCGCAUGGCACAUAUUGUCCUGGCAAUAGGUUACAGCGAGAAACAUGCACGCUGAACAAUUGCAUUGCUGAUGGCGCCUGGAACGAGUGGUCCACCUGGUCGCAGUGUUCUCACACGUGUGCGGGAGGGAAAAGGUCGAGAAGUCGAGUUUGCCUGUAUAGGCCUGACUUUGAUCACGGUCUACCGUGUCCGGGAGGCACACUGGAGUUGCAGGAAUGUGGGUUAACAGAAUGUCCAGCUGAUGGUUCCUGGGCGGACUGGUCAGACUGGUCCCAAUGCACCAAGACGUGUGGUUCCGAGGGAAGUGUGUUCCGUGCCAGAUCAUGUGUGUUUGACUCCGAUCGACCGCAUGGCACAUAUUGUCCUGGCGAUAGGUUACAGCGAGAAACAUGCACGCUGAACAAUUGCAUUGCUGAUGGCGCCUGGAACGAGUGGUCCACCUGGUCGCAGUGUUCUCACACGUGUGCGGGAGGGAAAAGGUCGAGAAGUCGAGUUUGCCUGUAUAGGCCUGACUUUGAUCACGGUCUACCGUGUCCGGGAGGCACACUGGAGUUGCAGGAAUGUGGGUUAACAGAAUGUCCAGUUGAUGGCGUUUGGUCUAUCUGGUAUAAAUGGAGUCAGUGCACGGUCACAUGCGGCACGGGUCGAGCUGUUCGAAACCGCACGUGCAGUUUCUAUACCCGCUAUCCGGACACGCCGCAUGGUGAUGAUUGCGAUGGGGAACACGCUCAAGCAAAAGAUUGUAACACACAACUGUGUCCUGUUGAUGCACGCUGGUCGACAUGGUCUGCUUUCUCCACGUGCAGCCAAACAUGCGGCGGAGGACGACGUACAAAAGCACGUCAAUGUAUUUAUGACGAGGUCGCCCCAAUCGGUCUUAACUGUACUGGCCAGUCUACCGUAACAGAGGAGUGUAGUACAAACGAGUGUCCAAUAGACGGUAUUAUUCAACCCUGGAAUUCCUGGACCUUUUGCUCCACGAGCUGUGGCGGAGGGGUCCACACUCGAACACGGGACUGCUACUUCCCUCCAAACAGACCUCAUGGAGCCGACUGCAAGGAACAACUGAACGAGACGGCGCCUUGUAGCGUCCAGUAUUGCCCUACCACCACAACAACACCACCACCGACAACAACGCUACCGACAGCUGAUGGCCACUGGUCAAACUGGACCUCAUGGACUGUGUGCACGCUAACCUGUGGGGGCGGGCAACAGUAUCGAGAGAGGCAGUGUACUUACCCCGACCACACCUUACAUGGACAAUACUGCCCGGGGCCUAAAAAUCAAACGCAGGAGUGCAAUUCCCGGAACUGUCCAGUGGACGGCAUUUGGACCCAGUGGUCCGCUUAUUCCAAAUGUUCUGUUUCUUGCGCAAGUGGUUUCCAAACCAGGACAAGACAGUGCCAGUUCGAUCCAAGGUAUGACAGAGGCAAUAGCUGUCCAGGAAAUGAAACAUCUACUCAGUUAUGUGACAAUGGACAUUGUCCUGUUGACGGUGUGUUCGAAAACUGGAGCACGUGGAACGCUUGUCCGGUCACGUGCGGAGGAGGAAUACAAGAUCGCGUGCGCGUCUGUCACUUCCCACUUAACGUUCCCCAUGGUUUGGCCUGUUUGGGAAUCUCACACGAGAACCAGACAUGUGGAAAUUCAGAUUGCCCAGUCGAUGGAGUAUUAACGGAAUGGUCACAGUGGGCCGACUGCACCCUAACCUGCGGAGGCGGCCAUAUGAUUAGGAAUAGGACAUGCUACUUUCCAACCGACAUACCACACGGCCAUGACUGCGUUGGAAACCUUAAUUUUGCCAAAGCCUGCGCCACUCAUGCAUGUCCAGUGGACGGUGUUUGGAACGAUUGGGCUUCAUGGGCCACGUGUUCUUUGACCUGCGGAGGAGGGUCACAGCAGAGGACGAGGAGGUGUCACUAUGACAGUAAUCAUCACGGGACCCCAUGCGCCGGACCAGAUACUGAGACGAGGGAUUGUAGCACCGAUCACUGCCCAAUUGAUGGUAAUUGGAACACUUGGAACUUAUGGACCUCAUGUUCGGUUACCUGUAGCAACGGAACAAAGUCUCGUGCUAGAGAAUGCUAUUUUGUGCCUAAUGAGCCCAAGGGCAACAACUGCUCUGGAAGCGCCAACGAGACUUUUGAUUGCAAUCUUGGGUUAUGUCCAGUGUGGUCGUCCUGGUUCAGUGGAACAUGCUCAGUGACAUGCGGGCAAGGCAACCAGGCACGUUUACGACAUUGUAGUACCGGAAAUUCAGCUGACUGUAAUGGACCGGCGUUCGAAAACGCCACGUGUCAUGCCUCGCCAUGUGCUGUCGACGGACAUUGGUCCGAAUGGUCCACGUGGUCCAAUUGUGACGUUACGUGUGCAAGUGGACAUACACACCGAACAAGGAACUGUUCAAAUCCCAAACCACUAUACGGGGGAUCCGACUGUCAAGGGGAUACUGUGGAUACAAAAUCGUGCACUUUGCAGAACUGUCCAACCUGGUCCCAGUGGUUUACGGGCGAGUGUUCGGUCACCUGUGGGGACGGAUCCGCGAGCCUCCUGCGGAUGUGCUCUACCGGAAAGGACUCAGACUGCUCAGGAACGCCGUUCGACAGUGUAGCCUGUCACAAGCCUGCUUGUUGAAUGUUCCGUUCGAUACAUUUGAAAUACACCGCCUAGGUCUGAAAACCGUUUAGUUAUGCCUAUCAGCAAACACCUUAGUUUGGUAUUGAGAUACAUUCCGAAUUCCUUCAAAUGGGGUUAUGUUGUGCCUUCAAUAAACGUCCGUGUUUCAUGAAUGCCGCCAUACAUAUACAAUCAUAAGUUUUGCCAAACUGCGGACAAAUCCAGCCAUUUUCUGUUGCAAUUAUUGAUUAUUUUGUGUGAUAAAGUAAAUCACUUGGACAAAGUAUAUGUAAUAAGAUUUCAAUCAUAAGUUUAAAAUGAAUACACAUCAUAUAUAAUCACUUUAAUUAAACUGGUAAAUGUCGAUGAUUUCCCGUUUGCUAAAAGUGGAUUUGAUUUAAAUCAAUCAUUUAAAGACUAGUUAACUAUAAGUUCAAUAGUUAGUUUUUAAACUUAAUCUAAAGAAUAAUAUGGAGAACGUUUUUCACACAUUGUAAAUAUAAAUUAUAACAUGUAGCUGGGGAAGGUUGAUUCCACAACAAGUGUUAUAUAUUACGGCUGAGUUGAAUAACGAUCGAUAAUACAUUAAUUUUAACAAAACUAAUAAAACUAAUAAGUAAAGUAUACCUUAGUAUACAUUUAUUUUAAAUUUUCUCAUUAUCCAAUAUACCUAUCUUACUGUCCUUUUACUGGAAAGAUGAAGUUGCAAACGUGUGUAAAAGCAAUAUCGAUAUACGUUUCAACAAUUAUAAGGUCAAUUGACCACACAAGCCAACUUGCUUAUCCACAAACGGCCCACUGGCUGUAAACAAACGGCAAAAUGGCGUUCAACAAACGGCCAACUGGCGUUCAACGAAUAGUCAACUGGCGUUCAACAAACGGUCAACUGGCAUUCAACAAACGGCCAACUGGCGUCUAACAAACGGCCAACAGGCGUUCAACAAACGGCCAACUGGCGUUCAACAAACGGCCAACUGGCUUAAACAAACGGUCAACUGGCGUUCAAUAAACGGCAAACUGGCGUUCAACAAACGACCAACUGGCGUUCAACAAACCGCCAAAUGGCGUUUAACAAACGGUCAACUGGCGUUCAACAAACGGCGAACUUGCGUUCAACAAACGGCCAACUGGCGUUCAACAAACGGUCAACUAGCGUUCAACAAACGGUCAACUUACAACAUAAGCCACCUGACAUGUACUCAAGUCCAACUGAGUUUCAAACAAGAAAAAGUAUUUAGCGUAUAUUCUUACUUUGAAAUAAAGGUAGAACAUUUACUUUGCUAUGUAAUGAAAUUAAAAAACAAACGUUUAAGUA
Molecule: messenger RNA, 5466 nt
Organism: Dreissena polymorpha
Lineage: Eukaryota; Metazoa; Mollusca; Bivalvia; Myida; Dreissenidae
Product: SCO-spondin-like
Exons: 29
Coding region: 276-4169 (1297 amino acids)
Cellular component (GO): membrane
Source: RefSeq, a predicted model, not a curated record